CCUAGAGAAAAACAGCCACUAUUUUCUGAGCCGCCCCACGGAGAGUUACAUCAGGACCUCCUGGGCGCUGGUGGACCCCCUUCACUGGAAGAUCUCACAUGUCACUGCAGCCAUGAGCAGUAAGGAAUGCUCCUACUGUGGACGCUUAGGCCACUGGGCCCGGGAAUGCCCUAUAGGCGGAGGGGCGCGAGGCCGCGGGACCAGAGGCCGUGGCAGAGGUUCUCAAUGCAGUUCCAGCACGCCAACUGAUAUCUGUUACCGCUGCGGUGGGUCUGGGCAUCAUGCUAGGAGCUGUGACCUUGUCGAGAACAUCUGCUACAACUGUGGGAGAAGUGGCCACAUCGCCAAACACUGCGCCGAACCCAAGCGCGAGAGAGAGCUGUGCUGUUACACGUGUGGCAGACCAGGCCACCUGGCUCGCGACUGUGACCAGCAGGAACAGCGGAAGUGCUACUGUUGUGGCGAAUAUGGCCAUAUUCAGAAAGAGUGCACCCAAAUCAAGUGCUACCGGUGCGGCGUGAUGGGCCAUAUGGCCACGGCCUGCAGCAAGACCACUGAGAUCAACUGCUACCGCUGUGGCGAGGCCGGGCACUUAGCCCGGGAGUGCCCCAUUGAAGCUACUGCUUAAGUUGUUUCCUUUCUGCCCCCCGCCCCUUUUACUGACUGAUAAUUGUGUUAUUUUCUCUGAAACCUCUUCACUGACCAAAAGUUGAUAGAUGGAGGCUACUCCCAGGCCAGCUAGCUUUAAUCACCAUG
Hipposideros armiger (great roundleaf bat) is the source of this 756-nucleotide messenger RNA. It is a transcript of the gene ZCCHC13, whose product is annotated as zinc finger CCHC-type containing 13. The record is from RefSeq and is a predicted model, not a curated record. The transcript has a single exon. NCBI's taxonomy places the organism in Eukaryota, Metazoa, Chordata, Mammalia, Chiroptera, Hipposideridae. The coding region runs from base 113 to 628 and encodes 171 amino acids. Gene Ontology annotation, molecular function: zinc ion binding; nucleic acid binding.